AUGUCUGAUCUGAUAGAGUUACAAAGAGAACAGCUUUUAGGUGUGAUUAAUGAUAUUAAAACGGAGCAUAACGUGAAGUUUCUUGUCAUUGAUGAUUACUUUGAAAAUCUGCUAAACUAUCUGUUUGAUGAACCACAGCAAUUGCUUCGUCAUGUUACUGCCGUGGAUAGAAUCGACUCUCCCAAGAGGAACGGGCAACCGUCGGUUGAAGUUAUCUACCUUCUGAAGCCCACAAAAUUCAAUAUCAAUUGUAUGGAGGCUGAUUUUUCCAAUAGACCACCAAAAUAUAGAUGUUGUCACAUCAGAUUCCUAUCAAACAGUGAACCUCAUGUUAUGAAGUAUUUUGCAUCCAAGAGGAUCAUCUCGCAGUACAUUAAUACCAUUAAUGAGGUUAAUUUGUCAUUCAUACCAAAGCAAUCUCAACUUUUCCUAACAACAGAUAUUGAUAAGCCAUUGCAGUUAUUCUUCAACAGGCAAUGCGCCAGCCUCAUCGCCAAGAAUAUGGCCAAGGUCGUCCAGUCGCUCUUGAACGUCUGCAUUGUUACUGGUGAGUAUCCAAUCAUUCGAUAUUCGAUGCCAUCAGCCAAUCAAGCGGAAUUAGCACCUGCGACAUACCUAGCGAAGAAACUAGCUUUCGAGUUCCAAGAUGUGCUUGAUAAUUAUGCGCGUCAAAACAGUGAUUUUCCUCCACCAUCAUCAAGGCCGAGGGCUAUCCUUGUUAUUACUGACAGGACGCUGGACUUAUUCAGUCCUAUGUUGCAUGAUUUCAGCUACCAAGCAAUGGCUUACGACGUUGUUCCUGAGAUUGACAUUGGUGAAGACAUAUAUCAUUAUAAAGUAGAAAACGAAAAAGGUGAACAAGAGGACAAAACUGCGAAGCUUCUUGACAUUUUAAAUCCGGAAUGGGAAGAGCUUAAGAACCAACACAUAGUGGAUGCAAGUGAAUAUCUCUCAGGUAAGAUCAAAGAAAUGAUAGCGAAGAAUCCUCUUCUAGUUGACAGGUCUAACGUCAAGACAACUACUGAUUUAUUGAGUGUUGUCGCACAUCUAAAAGGCUUUGAUGAGGAUAGAAGAAGGCUUAUUUUGCAUAGGACUUUGAUUGACAGGUGUUUAGAGAUCAAUCGGGAACGGAAGCUCGCGGAAUCGGCUGAUAUAGAGCAAUGCAUGGCUAGUUUUGGUCUUGAUAGUGAGGGGGAAAGAUUUAAGCACAUUACUGAUGCCUUUUUACAGAUUCUCGUAAUUAAAGAGUCGAGUUUGACGGAUAAGGUACGGUAUCUUAUAACUUAUGCACUGUACCGUGGAGGUAUAAUCGAACAAGAUUUUAUCAAACUACUAGCCUUCAUUGGCCUGGAUCCCAGUCAUGAAUUUUUCAAUCAUUUUAUGCGUUUGUUCAAGAACUUCGAGCAGCUGGGGUUCAAGCUGAUUAAAGACGAAGCUCGUGCAAAGCCUUUCAAGCGAGAAUGGUAUCACGAUACGAUUAUAAAGGAUUCGACUGUCUAUAACACAUCUAGGUUUGUCCCAGCUACCGGGAGCGUUUUGUCAAAACUCAUAGCCAAUCCACUACUAGUAAGUGAGGAGCAUUUCCCAUACGUCAAAGACAAACCAAUCGAGAUUAUGGAUGACGAGGCUCAGGAGCCAGCAAAUUCGCUCGCUGGUACGAACGGCUCAACCUCUCUGAGAAACCCACGUCACAGAGCAGCAUGGACUAAGAAUAGUUCCCAUCUCAAACGCGCUCCCAGGCAAAGAUUCUUCUACUACAUUCUCGGUGGAGUAACUUACACCGAAAUAAGAGCUGCCUAUGAACAAUCAGAUCUGAAGAAUAAAGACAUUUUUAUUGGAAGUGAGGGAAUAGUCACCCCACUGUCCUUCAUGAAAAGCGUUGAGAAUCUAACAACAGAUCGUAAAAGUUUGAAUUUGAAGGAUGAUCAGCGAGAAAGAGAAUCAGUUCCGGCUUUCUUAUAUGACGCUGUUGCACCCGUGGCUGCCCCUGUCUCACAUAUUCAUGUGCGUAGUCAUAACGAACCACCCAAAUCAGCACCUGUCCAAUGCAGCCAACCACCUGUAAAGGAGAAGAAGCGGGGCAAAUUUAGCAGAUUCCUUAAAUCCAAGGACAAAUAA
Messenger RNA from Torulaspora delbrueckii, 2118 nucleotides. RefSeq names its product Sec1p (gene SEC1). Gene Ontology annotation, molecular function: syntaxin binding. Bases 1 to 2118 code for a protein of 705 amino acids. Gene Ontology annotation, biological process: vesicle-mediated transport; intracellular protein transport. The record is from RefSeq and is a predicted model, not a curated record. The transcript has a single exon. Gene Ontology annotation, cellular component: secretory granule; plasma membrane. NCBI's taxonomy places the organism in Eukaryota, Fungi, Ascomycota, Saccharomycetes, Saccharomycetales, Saccharomycetaceae.